CAGACUUGUCUGAAGGUUUCUUGAAAAAUACUUGUAGCAAGGCUGUACCCUUUGGUUUUACUAUCCAAGCACAUGACAACCAGGGGAGCAAACGUUGAUAAAAUCGUUACUCUUCAAAAGAUACCCAUAUAGAAGAUUCUAAGGAAAGAUCGGGAUGCCUAGAACCAAGGGAAACCAUACCACAGUCAAAUCGAAAACAGAGAAGAAGUUACGAAGGAAAAUUUCUCAGAGUAAUGGGAAAGCUAAAAUUGCGAGAAGAAGAAAAAAGUCAACAGGCGGGGUGAGCCCACGAAGUGACUCAUCAGGAAUCAGCGUUAAUCAAGAUGACGCAAGCGCCGUAGCUCCCGACAAGAUCAACAUGGCGGCAGUUUAUUCAAGAGAAGCGAGUUUUGAUGACAACAAAUCUGAUUUAUUUGACGAUGAUGAAGACAGUAGAGGAUUUCUCCAUCCUAAUGAAUCAGAUGAAGAUACCGAAGAUGCAAGUGAGACAGACAUGGCUAAGCUUGAAGAGGAAUUCACAGAGAUGAAAGAGCAAAUGUAUCAAGAAAAGUUACGGGACUACAAGAAUCAACUUCACUUGCUUAAUAUUGGAAAACAUGAAGAAUAUUCCAGGCGGCUCAAGGAACUGGAAAAAAUUCGUGAUGAGCGGCUUCUCAUCACAGAAAUCUGCAAGAACUAUGAGUUUGAGCUUAUAGAAAGUGAGCACAUUAAAGAGAAGCAAUCAAUACAACAAGAAUAUGAGCAAAAGAAGAUAGAUCUAAAAGAAACUUUGUUAUCUGAGCUGCAAGACAAAAAGAGAACAAUUGAAGCUGAGAGAGUUUCCAUGGAACUGACUGGAGAUUCUGUUGAGAUUAAGCCUGCUGUAACAAGAAAGUUGAGAAGAAGACCUAAUGAGCCAUUACCUGCCCCUGAAAAAAGAAGAAAGACAUCACCCCAAAUAAAUUACCUGCUGGACGAAGAUGACAUUAUAGACGACCUAAGAGCUCUAAACAAAUUUUUGCCAACCAGAGAGAACACAAACUCCCCAGCACUUUCUCAGAGUAAAGGAAACAGCCGAGUAAAAGGUGACUCAGGCAACAAUAGUAGUCACUCAGACUCAAGUCACUCAGAUGCACGACUUGAUGAUGGCAAGUUAUAUUAUGACAAAAAAUGGUUCCAUAAAGGUAAUAGUAUUAUAGUAGAAAACAGAGAUGGUGCCAAAUACAGUGGAACAUUGUCAUCCAUUGGACAAAAUGAGAUUGUUAUAAAGAAAACAGACAACACAAAGACCAAAAUCUACUUGACAUCCCUUCAGAAAGGAAAAUUUAUUCUUAAGAAAAAGAACAACACUGCAUCAUAACCAUGAUAUUGGAAAUAAUAUAAUCCWGUAAUAUACUCCAUUCACUAUCCUGUUUAUGCAGGAAACUUAAGGCUUACGGCAGCAUAAGAUAAGAAGAGGAUCAGUCCUUUCUUUUUUCAACUUUUGUAUGUGUCAAAACCUUUGUUUAUCCAGCGGCAACUCAUCCGUAAUCACUAGAACAUGAGAAAGGAUGUCUUUGUUGUAAGUGAUCCUCUGUGUGAGAACUUUCGUUUCCAAAACAGUUUAUCCAUUUACAUGCGAAUCAUGCAAAACUGUAGCACUUUAAAAUUGCUUCACUAAUGAUACUUAUUGAUAUUUUAUUUUCAAAAUACAGUAGUGUACAGGACACCCUGCUAACGCUGUAAUAACUUACGCUUUCUUAAAGCGAUGCAUAAGUUCUUCAUUUGGGACAUCCCCCUAACAAAUUCCUGUAUCCGCAGCCCCAGUAUCCGCAGCCCCAUUAUGGAUUCUAUCAAUGUCAUAUGAAUAGCAGGUUUAACUGUAUCGAAAUAAAAUAUAUUAACUAUAUGGUU
This is a messenger RNA of Actinia tenebrosa (Australian red waratah sea anemone), 1872 nucleotides long. Its product is annotated as sin3 histone deacetylase corepressor complex component SDS3. The record is from RefSeq and is a predicted model, not a curated record. Lineage: Eukaryota; Metazoa; Cnidaria; Anthozoa; Actiniaria; Actiniidae.